Messenger RNA from Penicillium salamii, 1752 nucleotides. The record is from the annotation of a GenBank genome assembly. NCBI's taxonomy places the organism in Eukaryota, Fungi, Ascomycota, Eurotiomycetes, Eurotiales, Aspergillaceae.
AUGAGGGUUGCACUUUUGGCAAUUGGUGCGCUGGUGGCGUGUACUUCGGCUGAUGCUGCAUUCUGCCGAUGCCAACCUGAUCAGCCUUGCUGGCCAAAUGAGGACAAAUGGGCUAGUCUCAAUUCAUCGACUGAUGGGAAUUUGGUCAAAGUCACACCAUUUGCCUUGCCUUGCCAUGACCCGACUUUCGAUGCGGAAGAAUGCAGUAUUGCGCAAGAGCAUACGAACAGUUCUACAUAUAGAUCAUCUGACCCUGGCGCUUUGCAAUGGUCAAAUUGGGAAACAUGGCCCGAGAAAGAUGAACAAUGCUAUAUCGAAACACCCCAGUCAACACCUUGCAAGCAGGGUCGUAUCCCGCUUCUGUCUGUAAAAGUUAAGGAAGCAAAACACAUCCAAGAAGCCGUCAAAUUUGCGGCAAAACACAACCUGAAGCUCGUCAUCAAGAAUUCAGGACAUGACUUCAUUGGGCGCUCUUCUGCCCCGAACUCCCUCCAGAUCUUUACUCAUGAUUUGAAAGAAAUUUCAAUUGUGGACGAGUUUGUACCAACAGUCCCAGUCAACACCAGCGCUCCCCCGAGUACUAAGGCUGUGAAGCUCGGGGCAGGUGUUCAGUUGCACGAGAUGUACUCGUACCUAGGCUCUAAGGGAGUGAUGGUUGUUGCGGGAACAGCGAAUACUGUCGGUAUCACUGGUGGAUACAUUCAAGGUGGCGGACAUUCAUUGCUGGGAUGGCUGCACGGAAUGGCGAGCGAUAAUGCGCUUGAAUUCGAGGUUGUUUUGGCUGAUGGCUCACUCAUUGUUGCAAAUGAUUAUCAAAACUCCGAUGUCUUCUUUUCUCUGCGUGGAGGUGGAGGUGGCAGCUUUGGUGUAGUGGUCAGCGCAACUGUCAAGGCUCAUCCCAAUUACCCUACAGUGGUGGCUACUUUGAACUAUACCACCCCUGUGGGCGCUUCAUACUGGGACGGAGUGGGCGCUCUCCAAAAGCAUAUCCUGGAAAUUAACGACAAAGGAGGCUCCGGCUUUUAUGGAUUAAUCCCCAACACACCGAUUUCCGACACCCAAACGGUAUCCACAUUGGUGUUUAUGGCGACGUUUGUGAACCAAACAGACACAAAGGCAGUUGAGCAACUGAUGGCACCAGUGAAGUCAGAUAUCAAGAACGCAAUAGGAGCAGAGCCGUAUUCCGAUAUCGCGGCAUUGCCCACACUGUCAACUUUGUACUCCUCCCUGCUUCAAGGAGACGACACGACCGGUCACCAAAUGCGCCUCGCCACCCGUCUGCUAUCUCGGCAGUUCUAUGAGUCAGGCAACCACACCAAAUUGACAAGUGCUCUGUCUACCAUUGCAUAUGGACCAGCAGACGGUAUUGUCGGCGCAUUCGUAGCUGGCGGCCAAGUUUCCGAGAACCGCAACAUCGACUCCGGACUCAACCCCGCCUGGAGAGAUACAAUGGUCCACCUAAUCGCCGCCCACUAUAUGAGUCCUGAGAUGACAUUCGACGAGCAAAAAGCAUUCGAAGCAAACAUCACCAAUACCGAAGUCCCACUCCUCAGAUCCCUCGAGCCAGGCGAGAUGGGCGCAUACAUGAACGAAGCUGACGCCGACGAAACCGACUUCCAACAAUCAUUCUGGGGCGAGAACUACCCCCGCCUGCAAGAAAUCAAAGCCUCACGAGACCCAGAUGACCUCUUCAUUGCGCGCAAAGGGGUUGGAAGUGAGAAGUGGGAUGACAGCGGCUUGUGUCGCGCAUAA